Messenger RNA from Mus musculus (house mouse), 14669 nucleotides. RefSeq names its product ubinuclein 2 (gene Ubn2). The transcript has 17 exons. The coding region runs from base 249 to 4193 and encodes 1314 amino acids. Gene Ontology annotation, cellular component: nucleoplasm; HIR complex. NCBI's taxonomy places the organism in Eukaryota, Metazoa, Chordata, Mammalia, Rodentia, Muridae. The record is from RefSeq and is marked validated.
CUGCUUCUAUUUAUGUGGGGGAUCCAACAUGGCGGCUGCGGCGACCCUGGCGAUGGCGGUGGAGCCCAUCAGAACGUAGUAGCGGGGACGGGGACCCGGUCCGCACUCACGGUGGCGUCCGCGGGGACAGCUGAGGGUGCUGGAGGGAAGAAAAGUGACGGAGAGCAGAAGGAGAGGCGGGCAGGCGCGCCGUGCGGCGUCGAGGCGAGAGCCGGCUCGAGCGAGCGCCGAGGGCCAGAACAGUGGGGAUGGCGGAGCCGCGCAGAGUCGCGUUCAUUAGCCUGUCACCGGUGAGGCGACGCGAGGCCGACUUCGCGGGCGCCGAGCGCGAGCCCCCCCGACUGGAGCCGCAGCCGUACCGCGAGCCGGCCCGGGCGGAGCCGGCCCCCCGCGCUGACGCGCAGCCCCCGGCGCGCGACAAGCCGCUCCCCCAGCGCGAGGUCAGCCGCGCCGAGCCGCCCAUGGCGCUGCAGCGCGAGCCCCCGCGGCCCGAGCCGCCGCCGCCGCCGCUGCCCCUGCAGACUCCCCCUCCGCGGGAGUCGGCUUCCCGGGCGGAGCCGCCGCCGCGACCGCCGAAGGAGACGGUUCGCCUGGAGCUGGUGCUCAAGGACCCCACGGACGAAAGCUGCGUGGAGUUCAGCUACCCGGAGCUGCUGCUGUGCGGAGAACAACGGAAGAAACUUGUUCAUACAGAAGAUCCAUUUACUGAUGAGCAUAAGGAGAGGCAAGAAGUGGAAAUGUUGGCUAAGAAGUUUGAAAUGAAAUAUGGUGGGAAAGCCCGUAAACACCGGAAGGAUCGGCUACAAGAUUUAAUUGAUAUAGGCUUUGGCUAUGAUGAGACAGAUCCAUUUAUUGAUAACUCAGAGGCUUAUGACGAAUUAGUCCCUGCUUCUCUAACAACAAAAUAUGGAGGCUUCUAUAUCAACACUGGCACUCUGCAGUUCCGCCAGGCUUCAGACACUGAAGAAGAUGAUUUCACAGAUAACCAAAAGCACAAGCCACCCAAGGUUCCCAAAAUAAAAGAAGAUGAUAUAGAGGUAAAGAAGCGGAAGCGGAAAGAGGAAGGGGAAAAAGAAAAGAAGCCAAGGAAAAAAGUACCCAAGCAACUGGGAGUUGUGGCUCUCAAUUCACACAAGUCUGAAAAAAAGAAAAAGCGGUAUAAAGAUUCCCUUUCUCUGGCUGCCAUGAUACGGAAAUUUCAAAAAGAGAAGGAUGCAUUGAAGAAGGAAUCUACCCCUAAAGUCCCAGUGACCCCAUCAUCUUCCUCUCUGCCUAAGCCCCCUUGUGUCACAACAGCCCUUGGGGAUGACAUCCCGGACUUAGGUCUGAACAGUGCUGACCCAGACCUCCCUAUUUUUGUUAGCACAAAUGAACAUGAACUGUUUCAGGAAGCUGAAAAUGCCCUAGAGAUGCUAGAUGAUUUUGACUUUGACAGAUUACUGGAUGCUACUUCUGACGGAAGUCCCCUCUCUGAGUCAGGGGGAGAAAAUGGAAAUACCACCCAUCCCACCUUCCCCUCUCAGGUUGUGCCCAAGGUGGUACCUACACUUCCAGAGGGUCUACCCGUGCUUCUUGAGAAACGCAUUGAGGACCUUCGUGUAGCUGCCAAACUUUUUGAUGAAGAAGGAAGGAAAAAAUUCUUUACACAGGAUAUGAAUAAUAUUCUUCUGGACAUCGAGUUACAGCUACAAGAACUAGGUCCUGUCAUUCGUAGUGGUGUCUACUCCCAUCUUGAAGCAUUUGUGCCAUGCAAUAAGGAAACACUGGUAAAACGUCUAAAGAAGUUACACCUUAAUGUUCAGGAUGAUCGUUUAAGAGAACCUCUACAGAAGCUGAAGCUGGCAGUUAGCAACGUCAUGCCUGAACAGCUGUUUAAAUACCAGGAGGACUGCCAGGCUCGCAGUCAAGCCAAAUGUGCCAAGUUGCAAGCAGAUGAAGAACGGGAAAAAAAUGGAUCCGAUGAUGAUGACGAUGAGAAACCAGGGAAGCGAGUCAUCGGCCCACGAAAGAAAUUCCACUGGGAUGACACCAUCAGAACUUUGUUAUGUAACCUUGUUGAGAUCAAAUUGGGAUGCUAUGAAUUAGAGCCAAAUAAAAGCCAGUCUGCUGAGGAUUAUCUUAAAUCCUUCAUGGAGACGGAGGUGAAGCCACUGUGGCCUAAGGGCUGGAUGCAGGCAAGAAUGCUUUUUAAGGAAAGCCGGAGUGUGCAUAAUCAUCUUACUUCUGCUCCGGCAAAGAAAAAGGUGAUUCCUGCAUCAAAACCCAAAGUCAAGGAAUGUAGCCCCAAAAAAGACCCCAAAGCUCCUGCAUCCGUGGUGGCUUCAGGUGGCGGUCCUUCCACGAGCUCCAGCACAUCCAUCGUUGCCUCAGCCAGCUCUAGCUCAGCACCAGCCCAAGAAACCAUCUGCCUUGAUGACUCCCUCGAUGAAGACCUUUCUUUCCCCUCAGCCUCACUGGAUCUUGUAUCUGAAGCUCUAGCUGUCAUCAACAAUGGGAACAAGGGCCCCUCAGUUGGUUCAAGGCUAAAUGUGCCAACUACAAAACCUCGUCCAGGACUGAGAGAAGAAAAGCUAGCAAGUAUCAUGAGUAAGUUACCACUGGCUACUCCCAAAAAACUAGAUUCUACUCAGACUGCUCACUCAUCAAGUCUUAUUGCUGGUCACACGGGGCCAGUACCAAAGAAACCCCAGGAUUUAGCUCAUACUGGUAUUUCUUCAGGCCUUAUUGCUGGUUCUUCAAUUCAGAACCCUAAAGUUUCCUUAGAACCUUUGCCAGCCAGGCUACUCCAGCAAGGACUGCAAAGGUCAAGCCAGAUACAUGCUUCUUCCUCUUCACAGACUCAUGUCUCCUCCUCCCAAGCCCAAGCUGCUGCCUCCUCUCAUGCUCUGGGAACAUCAGAGGCCCAAGAUGCUUCUUCGUUAACACAAGUCACAAAGGUGCACCAGCACUCAGCUGUCCAGCAGAACUAUGUGUCUCCAUUGCAAGCCACCAUUAGUAAAUCACAGACCAACCCAGUGGUGAAAUUAAGUAAUAACCCCCAACUUUCCUGUUCGUCCCAACUACUCAAGACUUCAGAUAAGCCACUGAUGUAUCGCCUCCCUUUGUCUACCCCAUCACCUGGAAAUGGUUCUCAGGGGCCCCACCCCCUAGUUUCUAGGACAGCACCGAGUACCACUACCUCCAGUAACUAUUUAGCCAAGGCUAUGGUGUCACAAAUCUCCACGCAGGGUUUCAAAUCUCCCUUCUCAAUGGCUGCAUCUCCCAAACUUGCCGCAUCUCCCAAACCUGCCACAUCUCCCAAGCCUUUGCCCUCACCUAAGCCUUCUGUUUCACCCAAGCCCUCUCUGUCAGCUAAGCCUUCAAUAUCUACUAAACAGAUUUCUAAAUCCAACCCAGCUCCCAAGCCUGCUGUAUGCCCAAGUUCUUCUAGUCCAAACACACUAGUAGCCCAGAGUAGCCACUCCACAAGUAACAACCCUGUCCAUAAACAGCCCAGUGGAAUGAACAUCAGCAGACAGUCUCCCACUCUGAAUUUGUUGCCCUCAAAUCGCACUUCUGGCCUUCCGACUACAAAAACUCUUCAGGCCCCUUCUAAACUAACAAACUCAUCAUCCACUGGAACUGCUGGGAAGAACAGCUUGAGUGGAAUCCCAAUGAAUGUACCUGCCAGCAGAGGUAGCAACCUUAACUCAAGUGGAGCUAAUAGGACUAGUCUAUCUGGGGGAACAGGAAGUGGAACACAGGGUGCUACUAAACCGUUGUCUACUCCACAUAGACCAACCUCUGCCUCAGGGUCUUCAGUGGUAACAGCCAGUGUGCAGUCCACAGCAGGAGCAUCAUUAUUGGCUAAUGCCUCACCUCUGACUCUCAUGACAUCACCUUUGUCUGUAACAAAUCAAACUGUGACUCCUUUUGGGAUGCUGGGUGGCCUUGUUCCAGUGACCAUGCCCUUCCAGUUUCCCUUGGAGCUACUUGGCUUUGGAACGGACACAGCUGGAGUGACAGCCACCUCGGGAUCUACCUCAGCGGCUCUCCAUCACAGCCUAACCCAGAAUUUACUAAAGAGUUUACAGCCAGGAGCUCAGCACGCGGCAGCCCUUCCUCACUCUCCUCUGCCUGCUCACUUACAGCAAGCGUUUAACGAUGGAGGCCAAAGUAAAGGGGACACUAAGUUACCACGGAAACCUCAGUGACUUUCCAGCAAGGGGGAGAGGAACCACUUGGCUGGCUGGCGGGACCGACCUGAUGGGAAGUCUUGGCGGUCACAGGGCUGCUGUUUCUGUCCAUGUUUACAUGCUUGUCCCAAGCACUGUGGUGAGGAGGAAAAGAGAGAAAAUGUUACUUGAGCAAAGCCAGUGCAGGAGGAAGAGAUGCUUUUGUGCAAAGUCAGGGAGCUUUGGUCUUUUCAAACCCAAGCCCCCAUGUUAACCAACUUAAAGCAGACUCAGCUGUCAAACCCACAGAAGUGUCAAUCUGACUGUAUUUAAAAAAAAAAAAAAAAAAAAAGGAAAGAAAAGAAAAGAAAAGGAAAAAAACUGGGGAAGAAGGAAGGAAGUUAAGAGGAUUUGGGUAAAUGGCCAUCCAUCCUGGGGGUUAGGUCUGAACACUCUACAGAUAAGUGCAUAAUAAAAGCAGCUACAAGUAGAAUUAGCCCAGUUUAAGGAGACUCAGUCAUGUCUGUCUAGUAGACAGAUUUUCCACAGUCAGUUGCAUGAGGCUCUCCAGACAGUUGCCGAAGAGUACUGUGCCCUGAAAUGUCCUGAGCAAACUUGAAUCUUCUCCAGUAUAUAGCAGGUCCCCGUGCGAGUCAGUGGCCUGAAGAUACUUUAGCAAAGCUGCUGUGACACAGUGAUGUGUAGUACUAUAGCUUCUAGGUUUUUAAAGUCAGGAAAAGGAGCCUGUGCUCUUACGAGACAAAAUGUAGAUAAUCCCUUUUUAUAAAAGGGUCAGUUUCACCCUCCAUUCAGAAGUAAGUACUGCACUCCUUUCCACAGUUCACUUGUCAUCUGGUAUUGACUGGUUAAUAGUUAUUUCUCGUCCUGAUAUGCAGAAGUGACUGCUCGCAUUUUCUCUUGACAUGUGCGUCUUUGUUGUUGGGCUGCUGCUUUGCUGCUCAUCUCUCUUGCAGCCUGCCAAGAACUGCAAACUCCCAGUUCCCUCCCUGCACAGUGCUCUUUCACUAGCGGUACUUUAGGUGACUAGAGCUGUUGAUAUAAACAGGAGUGUGCACAGCAUCUGUCUCUUCAUGGGUCAAACAAAUAGCGUAUGUAUAAUAGUGGACUGUUUUUCAUUCUGAAGUGGUAUUUUUAAAGGGAUGAAGUCUAAUAGGAAUACGGAUGUGCACAGGAUGUGCACAAAGGACCACCUGUUAUAACUAUCACAAUGAAGCUUUAUGACCCAUGCCCAGCGCAGGAUGUUUUCAGCAUUUGGGAUCUUAAAAGUUUUACUAUGACUUACUCAGAAUAUUAAUAUUCAAGUCAGCCUACAGAUUAUAAGAUUCGUUAAUUCUAGUUUUCAUAUGCGAAUAGAGGCAAUGAAGGGUGUGAAGGGGAAAACACAAUUUUCUUGGGAUACAUUUUAUUUUGCCUCAGCUAUGUUUGUGGUGUCCUUGAAUUUUAAACUUCUGAGUAUUUUCAGACUAUCCAAGAAAAAGCUCUGAGUGAUACAAAUUUAGUUUAUAUAUGGUGACAGACUAGCCUGGUAAUAACAAGAUUGCUUCUAUAAUCUCAUUACAUAUUACUCUGUAUCAUUUAAGUUUAUUCAGAUAAGAGUGUUAACCAGACCCCAUUUUCCUUUGAUGAGCAAAAGUCCCAAGAAGCCUCUAGGACUAUAAUAACCAACCGCAGACCUGCUCCAAUUUUUAUGCCUAUAAUUUGACUUCAAAGUUUCAAUGGCGUGCUUAAUAGCAAAAAAGUCAAUGAAUAAUUGAAAGCUUUAGUUCCAAGAACUCGUUACAGUAAAGGAAGAUGAUUUUUUUUUUAGAAGAACAUUGAAACUAGAUAUGAUGGCCCAUGCUUGUAAUCCUAGAAUUCAGGAAGCUGAGGCAGGAAGAUCUCAGGUUUGAGGCCAGCCUGAAGUAUUUAGCAGCAAGUCCCAUGCUAGUCUCUACUGGACUAACAAUGAGAGCUGUCUGUUUCCAACUGUCUUAUUGUCUUUUAAUGUUCAAUUAAUUAAAAAUCUAUUGGACUUCCAUAUCAGGUGUCCCUGACAGCAAGUUCUUCAAUGUCACUUGCUGCCAUAUGAAAAUAAUCUUUAAAAAGUUCAUAAAGUUCUUCAAAAAACUGGGGCCCCUUGCUCCAGGCUCCUUCGCGCCUCUUCUCCUUCCGGUUUGGUGCAGAAUGGGUUGUGAGCUGUGUUUUUUUCUUUUUGUCCUCUUUUGUUACUAACAUUUUUCUUUUUCUUUUUUUCCUUUUUCUUUUUUAAAAUAAAAAGCAUAGAUUUCCCCUCCUUACCCCUCCUUUUACAAUGGUCUCUUCUCCGCUCUAAGUCCUCCCACUUCCUAGUUCAAGUUUCAUUUGUGCCCCGACUGCCCCCCUCCCUGCCCCAUUGCAUUGUUUGUGUGCGGCACCUGCAGUAGAAAAUCCCAGCUCUCCAGGUCGGUCUGGGAGCUCCUCCACCCUCCUCCUGUCUCAAAAAAGAAAAAGAAAAAAAAAGAGAGAGAAAAGAAAAAAGGAAAACAAACGAAAGUAAUCACUGAUAUAAUUUCUUGACUGUAGAAAUUUACUUUACCAAUAAAACAAAUGAGGAGGCUAUGUAAGCCCCAGUAGAUAUUUUGGAAAGAUAUUGGGAUGUUGCAGAGAAGUUUGACUUGAAUUUAGCACGUUAAGGUUCAUUUGAAAGGUCUCUUAGAGAAACUUGAUCAGCUCUUACGCCAGCACCAGGAAACUUCGUUUCACAGGCCUGCUUAUACUUCAUAAAUUGCUGUACUGGGGUGUCUGUUGAGGAAGGCAGCCUGUACUUCAUUUUCUCUACCCAGAGAGAAGUCCAUGUGUGUUAGUGUCUCUUCUUGCUGAUACUUGUGUAUUUGUGUAUUUGCAGACACAUACAUAUUCAUAUAAAUCAAUCGAUAUUAAAAGUCAAACAAUAAUUGUAGGUUCUUAAAUCCAUCGAUUCUGAACCAUGCUAUACGAAGACCCUUGAUGGUUCUCUUUCCCAUGUCAUUUUAUAAGAUUACCCUGGGCUCUGAGACUAUGCUGUGUAAAAUAUAUCCUGUUUUCUGUCAGUCUUGACUCCUUAAGGACUGCUGCCAGAUCCCCAGUCCAGCAACCCUUUCAUGUUAUACAAGUGAAUCAAAGUCCUUUCUAAAUGUAAAUACAUUUCUUUCUAUAUCAUAACAUUGAAAAUGGUGUCCAUACUUUAUGGUUACCUGUCUUUACAGUUUUUAUUACUAAACAAGCAUAUAAGUUGGUUAUUUUUUAACAGAGACUUGCAAUUCAUACUGUAUUUUUGCACUUAAAGUCAAAUUAUGUUAUUUUUAAAAUGGUGAAUAACUGGAAAGGAUAUCUAUAGAGCAGUGUGUAUCACUAAAGAACGUUAGCAACAUCCAAAUGCAGAAGUAAAUCAGCACACGUAGGUCCCAUUCGAUGGGGUCCUUGAUUCAGGAAUAUUAAACUGUCUGUUUCCAACUGUCUUAUCUUUGAAAUUGCCUUCACUGAUGUGAUGUCUAAGCUGUUACUGUAUAUAAAGGUGAUCCUCAGUAUUCACAAGCAAUAACAGUCAGCAGCGCUGUCCUCGGGCAGCAGUGCUGGACCACAGCUGGAGACUGUUUGCGAGCCAAGUGUCAUGCUCACUCAGAGCCUCCAAAGUAAAUGCAAGCAAUAAUCUCUACUAAAAUCAAAUUAUAGUUCUUCUCCUGCUUCUGAGAACAAAGAGUGAAAAUCAUGAUUUUAAAACAAUCUGGAGAAAAGGUUUGGAGAAAAGAAGCCAAGUUAAUGUAUAAUAACAAAGUCCUGAUAUUUUGAAGAAAUCAAGAAGAUUCAAUUAGUACAUUCUUUCAUGCCCACCACCCCUUUGAUGGAUGUUAUUAGCCCAAAUUAUCUUGUUUUGUGUCAUAAACAAUAAAUAAGGCUUAUUUGGGUCCCAGCACUGGGGAAAGAACUGGGCAUAUACCUGUGGGUAUAUAUUGACUGUGGGUUUGACACCUGCUUGGAAACAGCUUAUUGAAAGUGAUCUUAAUCCAGAAUAUUUUUUCCCAAAGCAGAUCUAAAUUGUUUACUAUGCAGAGAUGGAAAGGGUAGGCACCCCUAUUCUCUCUCCUCUUGUUGUCCUCUCCCACAGCCCUUCCCACCUCUCCUUGAUUCAAGACUUUCUAAAAUGAAAAUCCUACUGUUAUUGCGACUGCCAUUGGUUAUGAGAACUCUGUUCUUUGGGAAUGUCUCUAGAACUCAUUGUCCUACUUGCUGCUACAUUGGAAGAUGAUCUUUGCCUGUGUUGGCUGACUUUAACUGCUUUAUUUGUAGGAGACUUUGUCAUGUCCUUUGACCCUGUGUAGAAGAACUAGGGUACUUUACUUUAGGAGUGUACUAUAAAAGCACACUGGUCCUCGUAUUGUUAGAGAAGUUUGGGAUUUGUUCCCCUUGUUGGUUUUUGUUUUGUUUUAUUUUUCAAAUUGAAAGUAGAAGAAAGAAGUCUAUAGUCCAGGCCGGACUUGAGCACUGCCCUGUGCUUCAGCACGGUGCUUCUGCUGACCCACGUUCUCUGAAGGGCACUUUGAUUUCUAGUUGUGCAUGUGCGGCUCUUUGUUUGGUUUUGCUUUCAGGGUGCUUUUGGUUUUGUAAAAACAAAGCAGAGAAAAGUACAGUAGUAGAUAAAUGAUCACAAACAUGUUAUGCAAUUUUAUUUUAUAAAGUUUUAAGGGAAAAGUUUAUCUCGUUGUAAAUAAGUUCUUAUCUCUGGUAAAAUGCUUAUAUUACUCCUCUAAACCAUGCUCAAUUCAGGCCUUUGUCUUUGUUAAGUGCCUUUUAUUUCUUUCUUUUUCUCCCUCUUUUGAAACUUUCAAACACCCUCAAGUACAGACUGAUGAAGUCAGGGGAUUCAGGAGAAAGAAUCUGAGCCUUGCCAAAAUCAUGUCAUGUAAUAAUUCUCUUCCUUCUGCUUUGUGUGUGUGGACACAAGUAUGAGGUACACAGCGUGUAUGAAACCAGGAGCAGCUGUGCCAUGGCAAUCCUUCUAAGCACUGCCCUGUUGACAUUGCAGAACUUCUGCCUUGUUUAUUCCAUUGCUUUGAGUUGAUUCAGAUGGGCAGAUUGGGAAGUAGUCUUUGCACAUGAUGCUGGCUUCCCUUUCUGAAUAUCUGUAGAAGUUAAUAUAUAUGUGUGUGUGUGUGUGUGUGUGUGUGUGUGUGUGUGUGUGUGUAUAUAUAUAUAUAUGUAGGGCAUUAUAUAUAUAAAGCAUAUGUGUUGGUUAUUGCAAACAUAAUAAACUCUGUGGACUCCUUGACUAUUUCUGGAUGUAAUCCACUUCUCUCUACCCCUCAAAUCUUUCAGUAGUAGUGUGUGAGAAAGCAUCAGGAUAACAAGAGCAUUUGUUGGUCGAGGUGAUACGAUGCCCUAUGCAGACAAGAUUCAGUACUAGUGCUAGAACCAUGGGGUGGUGUCUGAAUACACUUUGGAGGAGGUUGGCACUCAUGUCAAUAUUAAAAGACGUUUUCUUCUGGAAAAUGAUCUUGAAAUUGUAUAUCUGAAACGUCAAUAAACUUAGAUUUUUAGACAGUGAGGAAACACUUGUAUAAUCAGGACGUACUUGAGAAAUGUUCAGUCUGUUUAUUGCCAGAUGAUCAGAUUUGCUCUGAUUUCAUGAUUGUUUAAAUGUCUUUCCUGAGCAAAAUAAAAUAACUUUCAGUAUCUAAGACUUGAGGGGGGGGUUCUGUUUUGUUUUUGUUUUUAGAUGUAACAUGUUGAAAAAGACUAAGUUGAACUGAUCCUCUGUAUAUCUACAAAGGACCCCCUUUUAAGUAAAAUUUUAGUUGAAAAAGGAGACUUGUGGCUAAAAGAAGAGGUUCCUGUAGCAAAGCUGUUGUUAGCCAGCUUAGGAUCAGUAGUGAGUGUUAAUUCCUAAACUACUUUAUCUAGGGGGAAGUCAUUUAACCUUUGUGCCUCAGAUUACCCAUGAGACAAUUGGGUAUAAUAAUAAUCACCUACCUCCCAGGGAUAUCAGAGACUUUACUAUUUCAAAAAUAUUUUGUUUUUCUAAAACAUUCUAUAUAAUUAUAGUAUUAUCUUCCUGCAGAGGUUGAAAAAAACAAAUGUUUUUCUUAUAGUGGAUAUAAAGAGCACCCUAUGGUCUUUAAGUUAAAAAAAAUCACUGGAAUUUUAAUUUAGAUGUAUAUUUGAUAUUUAAACAUACCAUAUUUGUUGUGUGGUAUAAUUAUUAGUUUCAGAUUAAAUCAAAGGGGAAUGAACACUAAGUUUCUUAACUAUCAAUAGAUUUUUUAAAGCUUUUAUGAUGUUAUUACUUGUGUGAUAUUUGCAAAGGUUGUGAAAGUAAAGUUAGAUAAAGUUUGAAUUAUGGAUAAAUGAUCCUGAAAGUUUAUAGCCUCCUUUGUCUACAUUCUGAAUCUAAUUUCCUUGCAGUACUUGCCUGGUGAUGGAAAACUAAUUUUUUACCUUUCUAAGAGUAAGUCAGAUCCUGGCAUACGACUCCUGCAUCAGUAGGACUCUCCACCUUUGCCUGGGGGAUAAGGCAUGAGCAGCCUACACUAGGGCGGCUGUGCGUUCUUUUAACUUUGUAUUUCAUGCUUCUUCAGCCAGAGCCAUCAACUGUUCGGGUUGUAGUAAAAUGGGAGGAAGAUCGACAGGAUUCACUCCCUAGCUAGGGCAGAGGUAAAGAUGGUCAGGAUAGAAGGAAAUAUGAUUUCCCAAACUCCUGGGAGGAAAUUAGCAUCAUUUUAUCUUCCCCUCCAGGCAUGCACACUAAGUAGUAAUCCAUAACAUUUUUCUCUUUAAAACGAUAACAACAGGAACAAAUGGGUACUACAGUUUUUGUUAGGGCUGAGUAGUGCAUGUGAGAGUGGGGGCGGGAGGGGGGUAGUCUAAAUGACAGCGAAUAUUCAGGGUCAGAGAGAGUGGAGUGCAGGGUGUUGAGGAGCAAUUACUCAGCUCAGGUGAGUUAGGAGGUAGCACUGGGCUGAAGCAGCCAGCACAUCUGGGCUGACCCAGAACUGGCUCAGACCUAGUCAUUCUCUAGUCCUUCUAAAAUCAUUUUUGGGAUUUUUGUUGAUUUUUUUUUCUCUCCAGUAGCCUCUGAAUAUCAGCUAUGCAGAUAAGCAUAUGCUUCGUUUUCCACAUUAUAUUCCUAUUCAUUGUUCAAUAACAUGUUAAGAUUAACCCAAAUGAAUGUGUGUGUUUCCUCUAGAGAAGAGUAACAGAAGCCUAAAAUAAAUAUCAUCUGUUUUCCUUUGCCCUAAAAUGUGAACUUUCCAUAAAACGCUAGCUGAAGAUCCUUUGCUCAUGCAGACCUAGAGUUGAUGUUAUGGAUGUGUUUGCACUUUUAUGAUAGUGUCACCUCGUGUAAUGCUGAGAGGCUUAGGUUAGUGUUCAGGAUGACAGAGCUGCAGACUUGGGCUCUGAUUAAAAUUAGUUUCAAAUAUCAAUGUUGAAUUUGUCUUCAUUUCUUUCAGUCUUCAGUCUUGCCUUUGGUGUGAGCUCUUAAGUUCCCACUUGCUCCACUACAGUAUAAAUUACCUGUUGUUAUAUCUAGGGAGAGAAAGUGAAUUGUUUCCAUAUCCUCUUCUCCCUUACUUUGCCAUCUGCUCUCAGUUCCCAUCAAGUUAGUGUAAAGAUAGUGUGGGGAGAGUUUCAUCUUAGUGGAGGAUACAUAUAUAUAUAGAGAGAGUUUAGUGGAAAUACCUUUGAGUAGCCUGAUGCUAAAUGACACUUUUCUUAUGCACACUCAACGUACCAUUUGCUUUAAGGUGGCUAUUUGUGAUCUCCUUGUGUUGUGAUGUUUCUACUUGUCUGUCUUUCCUAUGUAUUUCCAUUUCAUAGCAGCUAGUAUUCAAACUUUGUAUACAUUUUACACUGCUACCCAAACUAGUCAGUGACGUGUUUUGAAGUUUUCAUGGUACAAAUUAAGGUUCUAUACAUAGUGUAGAACUUGGUGGUCACUGAUGACUGGGGUUUCUUCUCUUUUCAUUUAUAUUCAAUAAAUAAAUAGAUUUCAUAGGCUGAGAGUCUGUCUCACUGGGCACUCUUGCCCAGCAUGUACGUAAGCUAGAGCUCCACACAGCAGUGCACAGUAACAGUAAGUAGACUUCAUUUUUACAUAGCCUGGGAUACCAGUGUAUUUUACAUAGCCUGGGAUACCAGUGUAUUUUACAUAGCCUGGGAUACCAGUGUAUUUUACAUAGCCUGGGAUACCAGUGUAUUUUAAGAUUCUUCAGAAGAAAUGCAGAUUUUCAUUAGGGGCUCACAGCAGUCUGCCUUGCUGACUGUUUUCAUACAGACUCCUUACAACAGAGCUCUUUUGCCAAGGUCUGAGCCAACCAGAUCAUUGAAUCCUAGUUAGGACCUAAGUCCUAAUUUUAGGUUCCUCAAAAGAAAAACAUUACUUGCCCCGACUUUGCUACAAUAUUCUGGAUUUGUUUGUUUGUUUGUUUGCUAAAUCUGGUUGUUAGAUCCUUGUUAAUAGUGCUCUGGUUAGAAUUCAGUUAAGGUUAUUUGUCUGAGAUAACACGAGAGUCAGCAGCAGUCCAGACUAGCCACUGUGUGUGUGAUAAUCUGUGCUGAAGUUUCCACACCAGAUUGUAUUUUCUGUACUUAGAACCAUAGACUUUCCUCCUGUUAUACUUAUCUCUGCUGUUUACAGAAACGUUAUGCCCUACUAGAAAAUUCACUAGCAAAAUUACCAAGGAUUUGCCCCCAUUUGGGCUAGAAAUAUAAAAAGAAAAAAAAUAUUUUUCUUAGUUGACAAAAGUAUUUGGUUUAAAUAGUUAGAAAGUUGAGCCAGCUUUGGUCAGUUUUCCUGGCAUUUUGGCUCUGACUCCAUCAUAGAUUGCGUGUACACUUUGACAUGUGUUCAUCAGGGACCCUCUCCCAGUAAAGAUUGGUUUUCCUCCCACACAGCUUUCAGGACAGAGAGCCAAGCUUUUCAGUGACCUGUUUUCAGCUGUCUUUGAAAGACUAUCUUAUUCUAGAAAAUGCUGGCGUGCUAAACUGUUCUUGGAAGAGAGUGUGCUAGUUUGACCCUCCUCAUGGUGUCUCUUGUCCUGUUAAACUUAUCAGACUUCAAGGAAAGGAAGAGAAAUCUCUGGUGAAUUUUGUGCCCCAAAUAAUGAACUUAAGUCUAACCAAGGUGACUAAGAGAUGGGUGUUUUCUCUCUCUACUCGUGAGCAAGGUUUAUUUAUGGUUGUAAGACUUACCAUGGAACUGCAGACCUAUUUGCCCAGAAAAUAAGAGUCAGAAUUUUAGUCAUGUUAAGCACAGAUUUCGAACCCUUUGGUAAAGUUAGAUAAGGGGAGACUUUUGUUUAGUAGCAGAAGGAAAAAUAAUUAUUUAUACAGUGAGUAUCCACCCUGCAAAGCCACUUCCCAGUAUGGAAGCAGCUCCUCUUUAGUCCCUUCUGCCCUACACAGAUGCUACCAUGUUUGCAAGCCAGUCUCCAAGAAGGAGCCGAGGAGUUGAUGGUCCUUUAGAGGAGAGGCCUCAGUUACUGGGUUGCAUCUGCUUGUAGGAAAGUGUGUUUGCUAACUUGAAGGAAUAUAUGCUGUACUUCAAAUAAGUGUGUGACUUAAUGCUUUGGGAUUUUUUUUCCCUCUAAAACUGGACCUGAACACAGCUUUGAGUUGGUAUUUGUAAUAAUCUCAGGACCCGAAAGAUUGUAGCAUUUAGUGUGUCUUAAAAAUUAUGUACUGUACCAGCCAUGGAGUUUUGUAAAUAUACCUGUCUCCCUUUUUUUGUAUUAUUUUAGUAAACAAUAAAUAAAUAAAUAAAUUUAAUAAAAGGGGGUGAUGAUGAUGUGUGUGUUUGUGUGUGUGUGUGACUGACUCUGUGUGUGUGUGUGUGUGUGUGUGUGUGUGUGGCUCUUUUGGAGGCAAACUGGUGCUUGUUGAAUUUCUAGUUCAGUUCAGCAGGAAUAUAGACAAACUGCUGCUGUUGACCCUUACAAUGAGCAAGGAGGAGGUCCUUCAUUUUGCCCUCUGGUGGUUCAUGUAGUACUAGCAAAAUGGAAGUCAGGAGCUAAACUCUUCUCCUCUGGCCAUAUUGCCUUUGUGUUCUUGGUCUAGCUCCAACAUUCUUUGACCUCUGGCAUUAAAGCUUCCACACUUUGAAGAUUCCUGGUUUUAGAGCUCUUAAAACUUUCCUAAGAGAGAGAGAGAGAGAAAAAGGGGGGGCUGAUUAUAAAAUAAAUAAAAAGCAACAAAAGAGCCUCACAUUUCAUAGGACCGCUGGUGAAUUUUAGAUAUUUCCAAACAUGCAUCUGAGAACUUAUUAAACUAGCCCCACAGUGCACUCCUCAGUGCGGGGAUGUCUGUGUUCAUUUUGCUUUGCGACAGCCUUGUUCAUAUUCCAGGUGUAACUAGCAAACCUGUUUUAAAAUGAGAGCCUUAUUCGAUUCAGUGUAGAUGUUUCCUGGCUAUCCUCCAAGACAGGACCUUUUUACAUGAGUGAGUUUUUCUUUUUGUAUAUGUUAAUGUGUUUGUUGUAUUAAAUAAAGAGGAAUGUAAAUAUUA